AUGGCUUACGUCUUAACGGAAACUGCUGCAGGUUAUGCUUUAUUAAAGUCUUCCGAUAAAAAAAUCCACAAGUCCUCCAGCUUGAUCAAUGACUUGAACUCCGUGGAAAAGGUCACCGAGGCCUUCAAGAUUCACAGAUUCGAAAAGUUCCAAUCUGCCUCCAGUGCCUUGGAAGAAGCCAACGCCAUCAUCGAGGGUAAGGUCUCCGACAACUUGAAGAAGUUGUUGGAAGAUGUCAAGUCCGACAAGAAGGCCACCUUGAUCGUUUCCGAGGCCAAGUUGGGUAAUGCCAUCAACAAGUUGGGACUCAACUUCUCGGUUGUUUCCGACGCUGCCUCUCUCGAUUUACACAGAGCCAUCAAGGAGUUCUUGCCUGAGUUGUUGCCAGGCUUGGAUGAAUCCACCAUCAAGCAAAUGUCCCUCGGUUUGGCCCACUCCAUCGGCCGUCACAAGUUGAAGUUCUCGGCCGACAAGGUCGACACCAUGAUUGUCCAGGCCAUCGCCUUGUUGGACGACUUGGACAAGGAAUUGAACACCUACGCCAUGAGAUGUAAGGAGUGGUACGGCUGGCACUUCCCUGAGUUGGCCAAGAUUAUCGUCGACUCCGUUGCCUACGCCAGAAUCAUCUUGGUCAUGGGUGUCAGAUCCAACGCUGCUGAAACCGACUUGAGCGAAAUCUUGCCUGAAGAGCACGAAGAAAGAGUCAAGUCUGCUGCCGAAGUGUCCAUGGGUACCGAAAUCACCGCUACCGACUUGGAGAACAUCAGAGCUCUUGCUGACCAGAUUGUUGAGUUCGCUGCCUACAGAGAAAAAUUGUCGAACUACUUAAAUUCCAGAAUGAAGGCCAUUGCUCCAAACUUGACUGCCUUGGUGGGUGAGUUGGUGGGUGCCAGAUUGAUCUCGCACGCUGGUUCGUUGACCUCGUUGGCCAAGGCCCCAGCCUCUACCAUCCAGAUCUUGGGUGCUGAAAAGGCGUUGUUCAGAGCCUUGAAGACCAAGCACGACACACCAAAGUACGGUUUGUUGUACCACGCUUCAUUGGUCGGUCAGGCCAGUGGUAAGAACAAGGGUAAGAUUGCCAGAGUGUUGGCUGCCAAGGCUGCAGUUGCCUUGAGAUACGACUCGUUGGCUGAAGAGCGUGACGACAGUGGUGACUUCGGUUUGGAGGUCAGAGCCAAGGUUGAAUCCAGAUUGAGCACUUUAGAAGGCCGUGACUUGAGAACCACCUCCAAGGUUGUCAGAGACCAACCAAAGGUUGAAAUAACCGAAGCUCGUGCUUACAACGCCGAUGCCGAUGCUGCCAUCGAUUCUGAUGACGAAUCCGAAACCGAAGAGGUUGACGAAAAGAAGGAAAAGAAGGAAAAGAAGGAAAAGAAGAAGGAAAAGAAGGACAAGAAGGACAAGAAGAGAAAGAGAGACGACUCCGAUGAAGAAGAAGAAGAAGAGAAGCCAGCCAAGAAGGAAAAGAAAGACAAGAAGGAAAAGAAGGAAAAGAAGGANAAGAAGGAGAAGAAGGAGAAGAAGGAAAAGAAGGAAAAGAAGGAAAAGAAGUAA
Messenger RNA from Suhomyces tanzawaensis NRRL Y-17324, 1554 nucleotides. It is a transcript of the gene NOP5, whose product is annotated as RNA-processing protein. Bases 1 to 1554 code for a protein of 517 amino acids. The record is from RefSeq and is a predicted model, not a curated record. Gene Ontology annotation, molecular function: snoRNA binding. Lineage: Eukaryota; Fungi; Ascomycota; Pichiomycetes; Serinales; Debaryomycetaceae. Gene Ontology annotation, cellular component: box C/D methylation guide snoRNP complex; small-subunit processome. The transcript has a single exon.